Mytilus trossulus (common blue mussel) is the source of this 4800-nucleotide messenger RNA. Its product is annotated as ATP-dependent translocase ABCB1-like. Gene Ontology annotation, molecular function: ABC-type oligopeptide transporter activity; ATP hydrolysis activity; ATP binding. The record is from RefSeq and is a predicted model, not a curated record. Gene Ontology annotation, biological process: transmembrane transport. Bases 254 to 3949 code for a protein of 1231 amino acids. The transcript has 25 exons. Lineage: Eukaryota; Metazoa; Mollusca; Bivalvia; Mytilida; Mytilidae. Gene Ontology annotation, cellular component: membrane.
AUAUAAAAACUCGAAAGAAUAUUGCAAAACUAGACAAUGACGUCGUUAUCUAAUACUCAAGAUGUUGUCGUCCAUGUAAAUGGUAACGAGAAUGAAAAGUCCAAUGGUAUAUCAAAUGGAGUGUAUUACAAUGAAAAACGUUCUAAAGUGACAGUGGUGACAGACAAAAAAACAAGCACUAGGAAUCUUUGGAUUGUUUAAGUAUGCUGGCAAGUUAGAUAUUGUGAUACUGUUACUUGGAACAGUAUUUGCUAUGGGACUAGGGACAUGUAUGCCAUUGAACCUUUUAGUAUAUGGCAAGGUAGCCAAUGCCUUGAUUGAGUAUACAAAUUAUAUAAAUCUGCAAGCAAUGCAAAAUAAGACCAGUAUGAUUAAUCAGAGGAUAGAUGCACUUGAGGAAUAUUCUGAUGUUUAUAGCAUAGCAAAGGAUUAUGCUUUUUGGUUCAGCAUGAUCGGGGUCGGUGCAAUCAUAACUGGAUUUCUGGCCGUAACGUUGUGGACAUUGGCAGCUGAAAGGCAGAUUAAAACAAUUAGACAAUUAUAUUUUACGUCAGUGAUGAGACAAGAAAUUGGUUGGUUUGAUACUCAUGAAAGUGGAGAAUUGUCAACAAGAUUUUCAGAAGAUAUGCAUGUAAUCCUUGAUGGUAUUGGAGACAAAGUGGCCACAAUGAUCCAAUGGGUUACUACAUUCAUUGCUGCUUUUAUCAUUGCCUUUAUAAGUGGAUGGAAAUUAUCAUUGGCUUCUGUAGCAUUUUGUCCUGUACUUGUUGUAGUUGGAGCAUUUAUGACAAGGUGGUUACAAACUAUUUCACGGAAAGAAGCCCAGAGUUAUGCUAGUGCUGGUGCUGUGGCCGAGGAAGUAUUUCUGUCAAUAAGAACUGUUAUGGCUUUUAAUGGACAGACAAGAGAAUGUGAAAGAUACAACGAAAACCUAAAAGAUGCUAACAGUCAAGCAAUACGAAAAGGCAUCGUAACAGGUCUUGGACAGUCCGUGUUUUGGUUUUUUGUAUAUUCAGCAUUUGCCGUUGCAUUUUGGUAUGGUAUCUAUUUAAUACGAAAUGAUGAGGCUGGAUUUGAAGCAGGAGAAACACUAACUAUAUUUAUGGGAGUAAUGAUAGGCUCAAUGUCAUUGGGUCAGGCCUUCCCGACAUUAGAGGUUAUAGGCAAUGCUAGAGGUGCAGCACAGAAAGUAUUUGAAAUCAUUGACCAGAAAUCAGAAAUUGACUUCUCAUCAAAAGAAGGACGCAAACUUGAAAAAGUCGAGGGAAACAUUGGAUUCAAAAACCUAUAUUUUAGAUACCCGGCUAGACCAGAUGUUCAGGUUUUGAGAGGGUUGUCACUAGACGUCAGAAAAGGUCAAACUGUUGCAUUGGUAGGAUCCAGUGGAUGUGGGAAGAGCACAGGAAUCCAACUGUUACAGAGAUUUUAUAACCCAGAACAAGGGGAGAUUUACUUAGAUGGUGAAAAUAUCAAGGAAUUGAACGUCAACUGGUUAAGGAGGCAGAUAGGCGUAGUCAGUCAGGAACCUGUUCUGUUCGCCACAACAAUUGCUGAAAAUAUACGAUAUGGUAGAAUAGAUGUGACACAAACAGAUAUAGAACAGGCUUGUAAGAUGGCAAACGCUCACGAUUUCAUAAAGCAGCUACCAGAAGGUUUUGAGACCUUAGUGGGAGAUCGUGGUGCCCAGUUAAGUGGUGGUCAGAAACAGAGAAUAGCCAUAGCAAGGGCGUUAGUAAGGAAUCCUAAAAUACUUCUCCUGGAUGAAGCUACAUCAGCUCUAGACAAUGAAAGUGAAGGAAUUGUACAGAAAGCUUUAGAAAAGGCCCAGGAAGGCAGGACAACCAUAGUGAUUGCCCAUCGACUGUCCACUAUAAGAAAUGCUGAUGUGAUUUAUGCAAUAGAUCAAGGAGUUAUAAAAGAGAGUGGAACACAUGAUGAAUUAAUGGAGAAGAAAGGAUUGUAUCAUCAACUUGUUAUGUUACAAACCAAGCAUCAUGAAAAAUCAGAAGCAGUUGUUGAGGAACUGGAACAUACACUACUUACAGACGAAAAUAAUAAGUUGGAGAAAAGUUCAUUGAUUCGUCCACGGACAUUUAGCUCAUCCUCAUUGAAAAAUCCCAAGCUUCAUACUGAACUGUCUGUUGUUAGCUCAGCAAGUGAUAGUAAACAGAAAAAGAAAAACGACCCCGAAGAUAUCCCAAAUGUUCCAAUGACUAAAAUUUUAAAGAUGAAUGGACCAGAAUUUCAUCUUAUUGUGAUUGGUAUCAUUAUAUCUAUACUUGCUGGAGGUUCUCAGCCAUUAUUUUCCAUCAUCCUGUCAGAAUUUUUGAAGGUGUUCACGUAUGACGAUGACGAAGCAGAGUCUACAUCUGAAAUGUUAGUUGUUUAUAUAAUGACCAUAGCUGUGGUUUCAGCAAUUUUCAAAAUGAUCACUUUUGUAACGUUCGGUACAGCUGGUGGAAACUUGACAACAAGAUUCAGAAAGUUAGCUUUUAAGUCAAUUGUUUGGCAGGAUGUAAAAUUCUUUGAUGACCCUAGAAAUACUGUUGGUUCAUUAACAACUAGACUUUCGUCUGAUGCUGCUCUUGUUCAAGGGGCUACUGGAUCCAAGAUUGGAGUCACCCUUGAAGCAAUGGCUACCAUCCUAGUUGCUCUAAGCAUUUCAUUUUACUACAGUUGGAAGUUAACACUGGUUACACUUGGAUUUUUGCCAUUAAUGAUAGUUACAGGAAUUGUUCAAAGUAAAAUCCUAACAGGAUUUGCAAGGGAAGAUAAAGAUUCUUUGGACCAUGCUGGAAAGAUAUUAUCAGAAGCUAUAGAUAACAUUAGAACAGUGGCAUCACUUACAAGAGAAGAAACAUUCGUAGAACGUUAUGAUGAACAUAUAGACCAUGUUUACACAUCAUCUAGGAAGCGAUCACUUGUGAAUGGUUUUGUAUAUGGAUUAUCUAACAGUAUUAUGUUUUUUGCCUAUGCUGGUGCCUUCACCUAUGGAUCUUACUUAGUCCAGACUGGAGAACUUGAGUUUCACCUUGUUUUCAGAGUAUUUAUUGCAAUUAUAAUUGGUGGAAUGUACGCUGGUAGAACUUUGUCAAUGUCGAUGGAUUUUAAAAAAGGACAAAUAGCUGCAGCCAGACUUUUCGAUAUUAUAGAAAGAAAGCCUGAUAUAGAUGCUCUAGAAGAAAAGGGGGACAAACUAGAUAACAUUGAAGGAGAUAUUGAGUUUACGAAUGUUAAAUUUCGUUACCCAACUCGACCAGAUGUACAAGUUCUUAAGGGACUUACUAUUCGGGCCAAACCAGGAGAAACUGUGGCUUUAGUUGGGACUAGUGGUUGUGGCAAAAGUACAACAGUACAGUUGUUGGAAAGGUUUUAUGAUCCGGAAGAUGGUCAAGUGACGUUAGAUGGUACAAAUACAAAAGACCUGAAUAUAAACUGGUUACGAUCUAAGAUUGGAAUAGUGUCCCAGGAACCAGUGUUGUUUGAUGCCAGUAUAGCAGGGAAUAUUGCCUAUGGUGAUACUUCACGAACUGUACCCAUGCCAGAGAUCAUUGAAGCAGCUCGAUCAGCAAAUAUACAUACUUUCAUUGAAAAACUUCCUCAUGGAUAUGAUACAAAUGUUGGUGACAAAGGAACACAACUAAGUGGUGGACAAAAGCAGAGAGUUGCAAUAGCAAGAGCUUUAGUGAAGAAUCCUAAAAUACUUCUACUGGAUGAGGCAACAUCAGCAUUAGAUACAGAAAGUGAACGAGUCGUUCAGGAGGCUCUAGAUAAAGCUCAGCAGGGACGAACAUGCUUUGUUAUAGCUCAUAGACUAUCCACCAUCAAAAACUCAAACAAAAUAGCCAUCAUACACAAAGGCGAGGUUGUGGAGUUAGGUAAUCAUGCAGAACUUAUGGCGUUUAAAGGAAUUUAUUACAAAUUAAGCACCCACAAUCAAGGGAAGUGAAUGGCUGUAUAAAAUAACCAGACAAAAACAUGCAUCAAACAUCAGUGGUAGAUCGUAUUAGACAUGUUACUGAGGACAGUUGAAAAACUCACCUACGAUUGAGAAAAUAGACAAUCUAUUCAUUAUCAGUAUUAUAUUCAUGUGUGAGUGUAGCGAAAGUUCACAUGUUUUCUAAACUGUAACUGUCCGAGAUUCUUCAGCUAGAAUGGUUCACUCGAAGUUUCAUUUGUGAAAUAUAAAAGCUGAUAAACAAUUACGAAUUUCUUGUUUCUGAAUUCAGUGAUGUAGCUGACAAUGACUUAUUAAAAUCAUGUCUCAAAUAUAAUUCACUAAUAGUUUGUGUAAAAAAUAAUAGUUUAGGAUUGUAGGCAUUUUAUAUCUGAUUGGAACACAUAAAAGCGCAACCAUCUAAUUUCAAGAAGGGAGAAGGAGGGAGGUAUGGUCUAUUUGUCCUUUUUCAGAGUGUUUUUUGCGCAAUGACACUCGAACAAAAUUUUAAAAGGCCUUAAAAGUGUUAAGUUGAGAAGCAUUAAACCGUUAUACAUUACAGAUGGUUGCAUCAAACCUGGCAAAGGCCAUCUUCAACCUUAAGUUUUCAAAGAAUUUUAACAAUAUAUGUCUUAUAUCAACAGCGAAUUUAAUGCAAUUCUCUACUUAUAUAACAAAUCAUGCCAAACUCAGAAUGCUAGCUAAUGGGUGUGUUAUACCAUCGGGGAAGCAACGUUUAGCAGUCUAGUUGUAUUGGCCCUAUGGUUUUAAAAAGUAGGAUUCUUAACUCGGUGAAGAAUUAUCAAUCGAGUUCUUGCUGGUUUUACCGAUGUUUUACUUUCAUGUAGUAUGAAUGGACAAUU